Molecule: messenger RNA, 1203 nt
Organism: Dermochelys coriacea (leatherback sea turtle)
Lineage: Eukaryota; Metazoa; Chordata; Testudines; Dermochelyidae
Product: prolactin-releasing peptide receptor-like
Exons: 3
Coding region: 1-1173 (390 amino acids)
Biological process (GO): G protein-coupled receptor signaling pathway
Cellular component (GO): neuron projection; plasma membrane
Molecular function (GO): neuropeptide Y receptor activity; neuropeptide binding
Source: RefSeq, a predicted model, not a curated record
AUGGAGGAGGAAAAAGAAAAGGAGGAGCAGGACACAGACAUGGCAGACUCUAAUGGGCUGAUGCUGCUCGUGACAGUUGGUAUAGCUGCUGAUGCCCCUUACGCAAAGAUGGUUGAUUUCUUGGAAGACUGGGGCCCGGACUCUGCUCACCACAACCAGAGCCAGUCUGCACUCACCCCACCCACCAAUGGGACGUUGGUACAGUUCCAGAGCUUUCAGCUGGUGCACCAGCUGAAGGUGCUGAUCAUCCUGCUGUACACAGCCAUGAUGGUGGUGGGCAUGGUGGGGAACUGCUUGCUGGUGCAUGUCAUGGUGCAGGUGAAGAAGAUGCACAACGUCACCAACUUCCUGAUCGGGAACCUGACCCUGUCAGACGUGGCCAUGUGCACCACUUGCAUCCCACUCACCUUAGCCUAUGUCUUUGAGCCCCGCGGCUGGAUCUUCAGCAGCGUCAUGUGCUACUUCAUCUUCUUCAUGCAGCCUGUCACCAUCUAUGUGUCUGUCUUCAUCCUGGCCACCAUUGCCGUGGACCGCUACAUUAUCAUUGUGCAUCCACUACCGUGCCGCAUCUCACUGAAGCUGGGUGCCUAUGUGGUGCUUUUCAUCUGGAUCCUCUCUUGCUGCCUGGCACUGCCAGCCAUGGCCCACACCUACUACAUGGAACUUGGACAGCAGGAGCUCACCCUGUGCGAGGAGUUCUGCGGGGAACAAGAGCACCAGCGGCAAAUCUAUGUUCUCUUCCUGCUGCUUAUCAUCUACCUCUGCACUCUGCUAGCAAUCCUGGUCUCCUACACCAAGAUCUCCCUCAAACUCAAGAACAGGAGAGCAAUCAUUCCUGGUACCAUCACUCAGAGUCAGGCCAACUGGGACAGAGCCAGGUGCAAGAGGACCUUCUGCCUGCUGGUCAUGGUGGUGGUGGUCUUCGGUGUGUGCUGGCUGCCCUUGCACACCUUCAACCUCAUCUGGGACAUCAACAUCAUUGCCAUCGAUGCCUAUUAUUUUAGCCUUGUCCAGCUGCUGUGCCACUGGUUUGCUUUGAGCUCUGCCUGCUACAACCCCUUCAUAUAUGGCUGGCUGCACAAUAGCUUUAGGGAGGAGCUAAAGAAGUUAUUGGUCUGGCACAGGAAAGUGGCUCCUUAUGGGCAAAGCAUGACCAUGAGUGUUGUCAUCUGACCUGCUGCCCAGCAGCUCCUCUUGCAGGGU